Hibiscus syriacus is the source of this 1017-nucleotide messenger RNA. RefSeq names its product PTI1-like tyrosine-protein kinase At3g15890. Gene Ontology annotation, biological process: protein phosphorylation. The transcript has 3 exons. The record is from RefSeq and is a predicted model, not a curated record. The annotation marks the transcript as partial. Lineage: Eukaryota; Viridiplantae; Streptophyta; Magnoliopsida; Malvales; Malvaceae. Gene Ontology annotation, molecular function: ATP binding; protein kinase activity.
ACAUGGAGAAUGCUUGCGUACAAAGAGUUGCUCACCGCCACCAAUGGCUUCUCUGACGAGAACAAGCUCGGCGAUGGCGGCUUCGGCAGUGUUUACUUGGGUAAAACCGGUGAUGGUCUCCAGAUAGCUGUUAAGAAGUUGAAAUCCAUGACUUCAAAAGCUGAAAUGGAGUUUGCACUGGAAGUUGAGGUUCUCGGAAGGGUCAGGCACAAGAAUCUGUUGGGACUAAGGGGUUACUGUGUCGGGACCGAUCAAAGGCUCAUCAUUUACGAGUGCAUGCCGAAUCUUAGCCUGCUGUCUCACCUGCACGGCCAUUUUGCCGACGAGGUUCAAUUAGACUGGCCAAAGAGAAUGAAGAUCGCAAUUGGUUCUGCAGAAGGCAUAUCGUACUUGCACCAUGAGGUAACGCCCCACAUCAUUCAUAGAGACAUCAAGGCAAGCAAUGUGCUACUCGAUUCGGAUUACGAACCUCUCGUCGCCGAUUUCGGCUUUGCGAAGCUAAUCCCCGAUGGCAUAAGCCACAUGACGACUCGUGUGAAGGGUACUUUAGGAUACCUUGCGCCGGAAUACGCCAUGUGGGGAAAGGUUUCCGACGGCUGCGAUGUUUAUAGUUUCGGUAUUCUCUUGCUUGAGCUUCUCACGGGGAGAAAGCCUGAAGAAAAGUUACCUGGUGGCAUGAAAAGGACCAUAACUGAGUUGGCCGAGCGGCUUAUAGCUAAAGGGCGGUUUAAAGACCUCGUUGAUCCGAGGCUUCGAGGAAAUUUCGACGAAAACCAAUUGAAACAAGCCAUCGGUGUUGCUUGUCUAUGCGUGCAAAGCGAACCGGAGAAGCGGCCGGCCAUGAAGGAAGUGGUUUAUAUGCUUAAAGGGAACGGCAGCGAAGGAAAAGUUGUGCAGACUAGAAUGAAUAACAUUAAGUACAAGGCGGAAUUAAUGGCACUUGAUCAAACAAGUGACGACGACGAUGGUGGCACUGAUGAAAGCUAUGGGGGUAUUUGGUCCCAUGGAGAUGCAUAG